AUGCUGCCCCAAACGCUCCAACCUCAAUCGCAGAUCCCAGCCGCGGCGACGAAUUCAAAAGCCUCGUCGGACUCCGCGGAAGAUGCUGCCGCUGCAGAACGGGCGUUGAUCGAGAGGAAGAAAAUGUUGGCUGGUGAAGCGUGAGUUGUGUAUUGCUGUGCCAUGCCGAUUCACAGGGCAUCUCAGCCUCCCUGUGCAUCGCGGUGGGGCCGGCGGGCACCGGGCGAACCCACGUCAGCUCGGUCGAGUUCAUCCGGAUGUCGCUUACCCAAGUCUCUCUCCAAUGCGACAGUUACGAUUCGAUGCAAGACCAAGGUCUACUUGCAGGACGACUGAAUGCUCGUCAUCUAUUGCAUGUGAGCGACCCUUAUGGUACCGGACCGACAUAUGGCUUUAUGAGCUUUUAAGGCCGGCGCCGCCUAGGUGAGAUAGUCGUGGCCGGAUGUUGAUGGGGCCCCACCUCGGGCAAUUGACUUCACCUCUCGCGCAGGCUUACAACCAUCAUCCACCCGCUACUUACGUCAAAGGGAUGAACGGCGCAGAGUAUUUCGGUGAGAAUUGCGGCACUCUCCUUGGUUCCUUUCUCUUUGCAGGGGUUGGAUACUCUUUCUGAGGCCAGGAGUCGAAGACUGACUCUCGAUGAUUGCUCUCGUGCCGCGCCUGCGCAGGACCCGACUCGCGGUGGUCCAUUUUGGCCGAGCUGUUCCAAAUCCCACUCGAAAAGAUGAAGAAAAUUGCUAUCGAGCCUCCUUUCUACUGCGACUACGGAUGCAACAUCAAGUUCAAGGGCGAGGUGAGCGAACGUCUACCGAGGUUCCUUCCAUGCCUUUCCCGCGCUGUUCCCUUCUCAUUAAAAUAACUCCCCCCACGUUUCAAUUGACCCUACACCCCCAGUUCUACUCCAACUUCGGACUGACGAUCCUCGACUGCGCCGAAGUGACGUGGGGCGAACGGGUCAUCGUCGCUCCGAACGUUCAAGUCUACGCCGCGACUCACUCUGUCGACGUCGCCGAGCGCCAAGCGGGUCUCGAGCGGGCUUACCCCGUAACGGUGGGGGAUGAUUGCUGGAUCGGUGGGAGUGCAGUAUUGAUUGGGCCCUGCACCAUCGGUAAUGGAUGUACGGUCACUGCUGGGGCCGUCGUAAGUUGGACUCGGGGGAAACAUUUGCGCUUCAGGUUUUGGAUAUGUCAGCUGGGUUGCACAUGUCGAUGCUGAUGCUGAACCAAACCACAACUUAAACCGACUGCAUUUACCAGGUCCGGGGAACGUUUCCGGACAACUGCGUGAUCGGUGGAACGCCCGCUCGCAUCCUCAAAACGCUGGACCCGCCGGCGGCACCAUAG
Microbotryum saponariae is the source of this 1343-nucleotide messenger RNA. The record is from the annotation of a GenBank genome assembly. Lineage: Eukaryota; Fungi; Basidiomycota; Microbotryomycetes; Microbotryales; Microbotryaceae.